Messenger RNA from Sphaeramia orbicularis (orbiculate cardinalfish), 4267 nucleotides. RefSeq names its product short coiled-coil protein B. Lineage: Eukaryota; Metazoa; Chordata; Actinopteri; Kurtiformes; Apogonidae. The coding region runs from base 182 to 421 and encodes 79 amino acids. Gene Ontology annotation, cellular component: trans-Golgi network. The transcript is spliced from 4 exons. The record is from RefSeq and is a predicted model, not a curated record.
GUGUCUGUAAGUGAACAGACUGACCACAGAUGGUAUCUAACACAACCUGUAGGGGGUUAUUUAAACGCUAUUAAUUUUCACUCGACCUUCCUACUGGACAUCAACUGUUCCGUUUUUCGCUUUGGAAGUGGCCCUGAGAGUCGCAGCCCUGCAUUCCAAAAAGGAAGACGAGUACUUCACCAUGAGCUCAGACGAUGGUGACAUGGAGAACCAGGUUGAGCUGGAGGAGAAGACAAGGCUCAUCAACCAGGUUUUGGAGCUUCAACACACUCUAGAGGACCUGUCUGCACGGGUGGAUGCUGUCAAAGAGGAGAACCUCAAACUGAAGUCUGAGAACCAGGUCUUGGGUCAGUACAUCGAGAACCUCAUGUCUGCCUCCAGUGUCUUCCAGACCACAGAGACUAAGAGUAAACGAAAGUAAGGAGAAUCUUGAGAGAUAAGCUUUUGACCUAGGACCCCCACACACAUACAUAAAUAUCCUAACCUGAUGGUCACCCUGAUCCUGAUCCAUCCUGGAAGACUGCAGCCUGACCACCAUCAUCUCAGACGUGACGCCUCAAACAUGCUGCUCAGCCUGUUAAUGUGGGUGUAUGGAUCUACAUGUCCACCAGAGGGCUGUCUCACAUUCAGAAACCACAAACGGCAAGUUGGUGUCUCUUAUAUGAGUAAGCCAACAUGUUUACCUACAUGUGCCUGGGUGCAUUUCUGAGGCUUUAUUGGAUUAAACCCAGAUCUCCUGAUUACAGACCCAGGGACACAUUUGUUUUGCUGUCAGCUCCAAUAUAACAGAAGUAUAAUGUAAUGCAGGGGUGGGCAACUCCGGUCCUUGUGGGCAGGUAUCCUGCAUGUUUUAGAUAUUUCCCUCUUUCAGCACACCUGGUUCAAUUAAUGAUCAGUUCAUCAUCAAGCUCUGCAGAAGUCUGAUAAUGAUGUAAUGGCUUCAAGAUGUGUUGGAAGAGGGAAAUAUCUAAAACCUGCAGGAUACCGGCCUUUGAGGACCGGAGUUGCCCACCGCUGGAACAGUGAGUACAGUUUGUCAACUAAUUCAGGAGUGAUAUAAUAAAUAAUGCAAACCUUUACAAGUUACCAACAAAGAACCUGUUGAAUGUGAGAUACAGAUGCUCUGACUUUUGAGUCUAGUUACUUGGGGAUAAGCUCCCAGGCCUGUUCCAAUCUACGUUACUGUGUUUUGGUGAUCUGAUCCUAAGUGGACAGCUCAGAUACAAUUGAAUAAUGCAUUUGAAUUACAAGCAUGAAACUUACAACAAGAAACAUGUUUUUACUGCAGUCUACUGAAUUCUUUAGUACGUGUAAGUCUGUCAUUGAAUCUAGGGGUUGUAGUGAUGAGAGGGAGAGGACAGAGCCUGUUCCUUAUGCCUUAAAUCUACUUCUGGUCCUAUUUUUGUGUUUCACAGGAAUAUACGUUUCCAGUAACUCGUGAUUAAAAUGCAGUUGGGAUUUAUCAGAUGUAUCUGUCAUUGAAAUGGAUGCUUAAGUUAUUCUAGUAAUAAGGUGAUGUAGUAAUAAUGGUUCAUUUACACAUGUUUUCCUCUCACAUUUCAUAUAUAAUGUGACUGAACUGCUCUACACUUUUGCGUUGUUAUUAGAAACAUUGAUGUUUAUAUUAAGAACUGACCCUAAAGUGGUUAUAAGAAUUUAACAAAAUCAUGAUGUGCUAACAAAUGCUUUCUUUAAUGCAGACAAACAGGAUUAACUAACCCUAACCCACAGGAAAAGGUGUAUUUAAAAAAAAUCUCUGGCCUAUCAAUAUCUGGUAAUUCAAUUGGUCACUGGAAAUGUUUUUUUUAAUCAACAUAUUUAAAUAUAUUUUGAAAUUAGAAAAACUUUAGAUGUAUUACAAGAGGCAUUUACCAUUUGAGCAGAACCACAUUCAGCUGUUUUUUUUUUAAAAUUUUUGUCCAAUUGCAGAAAUGGAAUAUUAAUACAUGAAUGUAUUCAUGUAACUUGUACCCAUGUUGAAGUGCUUGAAGACCCAAUAAUCACUAAAGCCUUUUUAAUGCAAGAGAACCAAUAUGAACAAAUGGAACAGUCAAGAGUUUUUAUUUUGACAUUUGAAGUGUACAGAUACCUUCUAAAGCUGCAAUAGUUACAUGAAUAGUGUAAAAUUAAUCCGUAGCUAUUUUCAAUAAUCAACUAAUUGGUUGAGUAUUUUUAAAGAAAUGAAUAAUAUCCUAGUUCCACCUUCCUAAAUCUAAAUAUUUUGUGCUUUAUUUUCUUCAUGACAGAAAUCAUUGGUUUGCCAACCAAACAAGACAAAAUUAGCCAUACUGCAAUAAAUGUUUUCUGUCAUUUUACAUUCACAUAAUUCAGUGAGGAAAUAUUUGAUUGGGAAAAUAAGGUAAUUGUUGCCUCAGGCAACAAGAAACAGGUUUGAAAACAUUCCACUGGUAGUCUGUGAGCAGCACAGUAAAUCAAAGUUGUUUUUUUCUACCUCGCUAAGAUUAACAAGAGGAAAAGGCAGCAAAAUAUCCUUUACUUUAUCAUCCACUUCUUAAAACAGUUUCUUGAGUUGUUGGGCAUUUGCAAAGAAACAUUCCAAAGCAUAAAGUGACUUUAGAUGCAUUCUACCUCCAGGUGUAAAUGGAUGCACUGAGUCGUCCACUCAUGACCUGAUCACGCUUUUAAACCUGAACAGGAUGGCAGAUGUUUGCUGAUGAUGGGCUAUUGCUGUCCAGUGCAACCCCCUACCCUGUUAAGUUUUUACAGAGUGUAAAUGUUUACGUUAAACUCCCUUUGUCCUCCUCUUGUGGUCCAGCUCAGCAGGGCCUUCCAGCCAACAAAAGUUAGUGCUGGCUGGAGGGAAACCUUCCUCUGCUGCGAAAGCUCCAGCAGGCAGCAGCAGUGGUAAGCACCAUCUGAGAACUGGACUGUUCCAUAACAGAGGGGCGAAAAGAGGGGCACCCUUUAUCUUUGAUAUUUAUGAGUCAGUAUUGAUGCAGUAGUUGUAGGUAGAUCUUAAAGUCUGUAUUGUUAUAAUAACAUAUUAUUGAUUUGGUCCUGAUGACUGAAGACAAGAAGGUCCAUUUUAAACGGCUCAGAAGUAUCACAGUGUUGCUUUUUGUUCCAGUUGAACACUAAUGAUUCCGUCCGUAAGCCCCAUUCAAACAGGACUAGUAUAACCUCCGGUGACUUUGAGAUGAACCCCCCACAUAUGUGUUCAAUGUGGCACAUUCAUAAGGGAUUAACAAUCUGUUUUUAGUUGAAUUUCCUGACAUUACCCAUUGGUUCUGAUAAGGGCAGGUUCACCGCUCACAGAUAGUUUUAAGAUGCCACUUUUCUGAAAGAUUCAAGUUUACUCUUUCAGUGAACAUCCUUACCAUACCAUAACACUGGCCUCCAACUGAAAUUCCAACUAAAACACUUGUAAAUCUUUAAUUUAUCAUCACCAGCUCAGCCUCCACCAUCCUCAGUGAGGAAAAGGGCUGAAUAAAUGUGUGAAGGAAAGAAACAUGUUGCAAAUGUUUCCAUUUAAUGCAGAUGUUAGCGUAGGACCAGUAUGUCACAGGACCUGUGUUUUCUGAAAUAGAGGAGGCCAUUUGCAGUGGAAGUCUUACAGACAUGGUUCUUUCACACAGGAUUAAAAUCACAGACAACCUCCUUAAUUGUAACAAACUACCAGAGGUCCACAGUAAUGCUAGUCCAGUGGGGCUAUAAUGUGUCAAAUCCACUUUGAACUGAUGAGGGUCAGACUGGUGUUAAACUGCCAAACAAGGCUCUCAGUCAGGAUAUUUUAAAAUCUCAGGCCUGGAGCAGUCUGUAAAUGGACUAAAAGGGUAUUAAACCCAUGAGUUUUAGAAACAAACGCAGAAUUUCAUUUUGGGGUUUGAGUUUUAAGCGUUUCAGUUUUUGUUUUGGGUGAAGAUUCAUAAUAUUUAAUCUUCAAAUUUGAUAUUGUAACAAAACCAACAUGAUUUCAUAUAGUGCAAUGAAAGAUGAAAUAAAAAUAAAUGAGGAACAGGUCCUAAGUAUUAUCAUGAAACCCUGUCUUCUAAUGAGAUGUGAAUUCUGUAUUGAAAGAGGAUUUGAAGUGUGAAUGAAAAUAAUUAGAGAAUUUAAGAAUUAAAUUUUUGAAAAGUUUUCAGAUGUAGUGUGAACUUGUAUUGGAACCCUACAUGAAUCAGUGGAAAAUAUACCGACUGUUUUUCAUGUUGAGCCAAAUGCAUUUUUACAUUGUUUACAUGUGUGGUUUUAUGUCGCCAGGUUAAACUGAAUUUGGUUUAAUAAAGUGAUGAUGCUUUUUGAUGAA